AUGAUAUAUAAUGUAUACAAUAAUUCAAUUAAUUUGCCACUUUCCCACUAAGUAGUUAACCAAUUUUGCCAUUGCACGAAUAGCAACCUCCUGCAUCUCUUCAGGCCUGUUGUGUGUGAUUUCCUCAUGAGAAAUAUCACCGAGGUUACCAUAUUUGUAUUCAGAGGCUUCACAGAUAACACUGAGCUUCAAAUUCUCCUCUUCUUCCUUUUUCUACCCAUUUAUCUUUUCACUCUCCUGGGAAAUUUAGGAAUGAUCCUACUGGUGGCUGGAGAUUCACGACUGCACAACCCCAUGUACUAUUUCCUGAGUGUCUUAUCAUCUCUGGACGCGUGCUUUUCAACCAUCAUUACCCCCAGAAUGCUACUAGAUUUUGUAUCAGUAAAGAAAGCCAUUUCACUGUCUGGCUGCGCGGCGCAGAUGUUUCUGGCUGUGACGUGUGGGACCACAGAAUGUUUUCUGCUGGCUGCAAUGGCUUAUGACCGCUACAUAGCCAUCUACCACCCUCUUCUCUACUCAGUGAUCAUGUCACCCAGAGUCUUCGUGCCCCUCAUCCUUGUUUCUUUCGUUGGGGGAAUCCUGCACUCUUCUAUACACACAGGGGCCACCUGGAGCCUAUCUUUCUGUGGCUCCAAUGAACUUCAGCAUUUCUUCUGUGAUAUCCCUCCUCUACUCGCGAUCUCAUGCACUGACACGCACAUCAAUCAGCUUCUGCUCUUCGUCUUUGUGAGUUCCAUUGAGAUGGUCACUCUCCUGAUUGUCCUGGUGUCCUAUGGCUUCAUCCUGUUGGCCAUCCUGAAGAUGCGUUCAGCUGAAGGGAGGAGAAAGGUGUUCUCCACGUGUGGCUCUCACCUGACUGGGGUGUCCAUUUAUCACGGGACGAUCCUCUUCAUGUACAUGAGGCCGAGUUCUAGCUACGCUCUGGAGCACGACAUGAUCGUGUCGGUGUUUUACACCAUCGUGAUCCCCAUGCUCAACCCCAUCAUCUACAGUCUCAGAAACAAAGACGUGAAAGACGCACUGAUGAAACUAUGUAGAAAAUAUCGGUGUAUGAAUUAA
Molecule: messenger RNA, 1059 nt
Organism: Dipodomys ordii (Ord's kangaroo rat)
Lineage: Eukaryota; Metazoa; Chordata; Mammalia; Rodentia; Heteromyidae
Product: olfactory receptor 1094-like
Exons: 4
Coding region: 127-1059 (310 amino acids)
Biological process (GO): G protein-coupled receptor signaling pathway; sensory perception of smell
Cellular component (GO): membrane
Molecular function (GO): olfactory receptor activity; odorant binding; G protein-coupled receptor activity
Source: RefSeq, a predicted model, not a curated record